Echinococcus granulosus is the source of this 1299-nucleotide messenger RNA. RefSeq lists its product as hypothetical. The transcript is spliced from 8 exons. The record is from RefSeq and is a predicted model, not a curated record. The coding region runs from base 1 to 1299 and encodes 432 amino acids. NCBI's taxonomy places the organism in Eukaryota, Metazoa, Platyhelminthes, Cestoda, Cyclophyllidea, Taeniidae.
AUGGAUUCACCAAUUCAGCGUAUCCAUGCAUCUACUCCACUUUCAUCGGUUCACAGACUUCACAAAUUGAAGAGCUGGUCAUCACAUCAGAGUGAGUAUUUUCAGUUGUGUAAGAGGUUUGCUCCUUCAACAUACUUUACACACACAUGUUUGAUUAUGAAUUUGCAUCUUGAUGCUUCAAUGGAGAUGGCUGGAACCACUUUGGCUGGAAUCACCUUUUCAAGGCUUGUUCGCAGAAGUGCUGACGAAAAAAGGGAAAGGGAGAAAAUUACCCUCGCUUCUGUAUCACCUUCAAUGGAGUCACUUGGAUUCUCACACCUGCUAGAUAAUUUGCGACACCUCAAAUCGGUGGCAGCUGAUUUAUCUGGCAUCGAGAUCUGGAAAAUUGCAAAUUUCUCACAAAGAGUAACCACUCUUGAGGGAUUGCAACCCAACAAAUCAAACGAUCUCACACUGGAGGUUCGUAGGGGUGAAGGCAACUUGUUCAAAGUUUUCUCAAAAAUUACCACACUACCUGCUGCCAGUAACCUGUGCUUACACAGCAAAUCUAUUCCCACUACAGGCUCCCAUUAUGCAGAAAAUGCACCAGUCGCUGAUCAGUCGGAUUCAAUUUGCGACAACCAUAUGACCUCCCAUAGUAAAAAGUUGUUGACAGUCAAAUACACAAAUUUGUCACUUUUACCUCACUUUUGGCAUUUUCGGUCCAAUUUCGCUGCCACAAAAUGGUUCACUUCUAUGAGAUUGUGCAUUGACCAAAUGAUUGAUCACCUGCAUGGAAAUGUAACAAAUAUGAGCGACAAUUUUACUAGGGAGAUGAGAAGGGGAAAGGUUUCAUCUAAACUUCACACAAUCUAUCGCAUUAAAGAUACCAUUCGCCCCAAGGCAUCAUUUCCAAACCACCAACCCGAUGAAGAGGUGCCAAUAAACAUUGAGUGUUUUUUGGCCUUCAUACAUUUUACAACACUGAAAACUACCAUAAAAACUAUUCUGUCAAAUGGCAGUGAUUGCAAGGUGACUCCACAUCAGACGAUGAGAAUGAGUGGUAAUGUCAUCAAAGUAGAUGAACAUAUUAAAACAAAGUUCACUUGUGGGAGGAGAGUAAAAUGUGUUAAAUUACAUGUGAGAACACUUCCUUACUUACGUUUUGAAGAAACUAUCCUGCCUGUUCCACACAGUUCACUGGUUUGUCUCCAAGUUUCUCUCCUCUCCAUUCUUCUUCUACUACCUUUAACAUUACCCAGUGCCAUAUGCUAUGCAAAAGUUUGUGGUUCUUCUUCAACGGCACGUCGAAUGUUCUGA